Messenger RNA from Mizuhopecten yessoensis (Yesso scallop), 5257 nucleotides. Its product is annotated as splicing factor 3B subunit 1-like. Gene Ontology annotation, biological process: spliceosomal complex assembly. Bases 54 to 4100 code for a protein of 1348 amino acids. Gene Ontology annotation, molecular function: mRNA binding. The record is from RefSeq and is a predicted model, not a curated record. Gene Ontology annotation, cellular component: U2 snRNP; catalytic step 2 spliceosome; U2-type prespliceosome. Lineage: Eukaryota; Metazoa; Mollusca; Bivalvia; Pectinida; Pectinidae. The transcript is spliced from 19 exons.
AUUUCCGGUAAACGUCGUGAGUGAUAUUAUGGGAUAUAUAGUUAAAUUGCAAAAUGGCGACGCAAGCCACAACAAGGGAAGAAAUUGAAGAACAAGUACGAAAUUUACAAAAUAAAACAAAAAAUUUGACAGCUGCCAAUCAACCCCCAGCAGAAGAUGAUGAAGAAUCCAGAUUGGGUUUAGGAGAGCUUGCACAAGAUGAUUACAUCUAUACGACAGACAAACACAAAUUUGCUGGAUAUGAUUUAUCAAUUGCAGCUAAUGAGGAACCUGAUGAAGAUAUUGAAGAUGCAGUUGUUCCAGGGAAGUCGAGAUCAACAUAUACAGCCCCUCUCAACUUGCUUAACGACACACUGAAUGACAAAGACUAUGAUCCUUUGGCAGAUAGACGCCCACAAAGAGUUUCAGACAAAGGAGGCAACUAUCGACCCCACCUUCAGUCUCGAAUCAUCUCCCCAGAGCGAUAUGACCCUUUUGCAAACGGAGGAGAAACCCCAGACGUUAAUGCCUACACCUACGCCAAAGUUAGAGCCUCACAACUUUUAGACAAUGAAAAGAAACGGCUUCACCAGCAGAUGGUGGAGAAGGCUAAGUCAGGUGAGCUGCGAGUACAGAAUGGAUCCAGUGGUGACAGUGGAGCCAAAGUACAGCAGGCAGCGCCACAGGAAAAGAAGAAACGGCGAUGGGAUCAAGCUUCAGAUGAUACACCAGCCAAGAAAUCCAAGAGUACAUGGGACAAGGAGGAGGCAACAACCCCAUCAAACAGUCGCUGGGAUGAGACCCCAGGCCGUGCCAAGGGGGCAGACACGCCUGGUGCCACUCCAGGACAGAGUACAAGAAUGUGGGAUGCUACACCUGGACAUGCUACUCCUGGUGCUGUUACCCCAGGGCGGGGAGACAGUACCCCAGGGCACCAGGCAACACCCAGCUCACGGAAAAACAGAUGGGACGAAACUCCUCGCACAGAAAGGGAAACACCGGGACAUGGGAGUGGUUGGGCUGAGACCCCCAAAACUGACAGAGGUGGGGAUCUGAUACAGGAUACCCCGACACCAGGGGCUAGCAAAAGAAGGUCACGUUGGGACGAGACCCCUGGGGCUACACCCGCUGGUAACAUGACACCAGGGAACAUGACCCCAAGUAUGACACCUGCAGGACAUACGCCAGGGGGCUCAACUCCAGUUGCCUUCACUCCUGGGGGAGGGACGCCUGGAGGAUCAACACCAAGUGGUUUCACUCCCACAGGGAAGACACCCACAGGACAGAAGGCAAUGGCAAUGGCCACCCCUACACCGGGGCAUCUGAUGUCCAUGACACCGGAACAGCUUCAGGCCUACACCUGGCAGAAAGAGAUAGAUGAGAGGAACAGGCCUUUGUCUGAUGAUGAACUGGACACCAUGUUCCCAACAGGUUACAAGGUGUUACAACCACCUGCGGGUUACAUCCCGAUCAGGACCCCUGCACGGAAACUGAUUGCCACACCAACUCCCAUGGCGGGAACCCCACAGGGAUUCAGAAUGCAGACCCCAGAUAGUAAGGGUGUCCAGGUGGUGGAUAUGCAGCCAAAGGGAAACCUCCCAAUGAUGAAACCUGAUGACAUGCAGUAUUUCGACAAAUUACUGGUUGAAGUUGAUGAGGAAACACUCUCUCCAGAAGAACAGAAAGAAAGGAAAAUUAUGAAGCUCCUUUUGAAAAUUAAGAAUGGUACUCCUCCAAUGAGAAAGGCUGCCUUGAGACAAGUCACUGACAAGGCUCGCGAGUUUGGGGCAGGACCCCUGUUCAAUCAGAUCUUACCUCUCCUGAUGUCGCCCACACUAGAGGAUCAGGAGCGACAUUUGUUGGUCAAGGUCAUUGACCGCAUCUUGUACAAACUGGAUGAUUUGGUACGGCCGUAUGUCCACAAAAUCCUGGUCGUCAUUGAACCCCUACUCAUUGAUGAGGAUUACUAUGCUCGAGUGGAAGGCAGAGAAAUCAUUUCUAACUUAGCCAAGGCGGCAGGUCUUGCAACCAUGAUCUCAACCAUGAGACCAGAUAUAGACAACAUGGACGAGUAUGUGCGUAACACAACAGCGCGAGCCUUCGCCGUGGUUGCCUCUGCCCUGGGCAUCCCCUCCCUACUCCCCUUCCUUAAAGCUGUGUGUAAGAGCAAGAAGAGCUGGCAGGCUAGGCAUACAGGCAUCAAGAUUGUACAGCAGAUCGCAAUCCUUAUGGGUUGUGCCAUUCUGCCCCAUCUCAAAAACUUGGUGGAAAUCAUUGAACAUGGUCUGGUUGAUGAACAACAAAAGGUACGAACUAUCACAGCCUUGGCGCUAGCUGCUUUGGCCGAAGCAGCCACUCCCUAUGGCAUUGAGUCCUUUGACAGUGUCCUCAAACCCCUCUGGAAGGGUAUCCGACAACACAGAGGAAAGGGUCUGGCAGCUUUCCUCAAGGCCAUUGGUUAUCUGAUUCCCCUAAUGGACGCAGAGUAUGCCAACUACUACACCCGUGAAGUGAUGUUGAUCUUGAUCCGAGAAUUCCAGUCACCCGAUGAGGAAAUGAAGAAAAUCGUGUUGAAGGUGGUGAAACAGUGUUGUGCCACAGAUGGUGUGGAACCCCAGUAUAUCAAGGAGGAGAUCCUGCCCCCAUUCUUCAAACACUUCUGGAAUCAGAGGAUGGCACUUGACAGACGAAACUACAGACAACUGGUAGAUACAACAGUUGAAAUAGCCAACAAGGUUGGAGCCGCCGAGAUCAUCGGGCGUGUGGUGGAUGACUUGAAAGACGAGGCAGAACAGUAUCGUAAGAUGGUGAUGGAGACCAUAGAGAAGAUCAUGGGAAAUCUUGGAGCAGCUGACAUCGACUCACGGUUGGAAGAGCAGCUUAUUGAUGGAAUUCUGUAUGCCUUCCAGGAACAGACCACUGAGGACGUAGUAAUGCUGAAUGGCUUCGGUACAGUGGUGAACUCCCUUGGCAAGCGUGUGAAACCCUACCUUCCUCAGAUCUGUGGUACAAUCUUGUGGCGUCUCAACAAUAAGUCAGCAAAGGUGCGACAACAGGCUGCUGACCUCAUCUCACGCAUAGCCAUCGUAAUGAAAACGUGUCAAGAGGAGCGAUUGAUGGGCCAUCUUGGAGUUGUGUUAUAUGAGUAUCUGGGAGAAGAAUACCCUGAGGUGUUGGGUAGUAUCCUGGGAGCUCUGAAGGGAAUUGUCAACGUCAUCGGAAUGACCAAGAUGACCCCUCCUAUCAAGGAUCUGCUACCCCGAUUAACACCAAUCCUCAAAAACAGACACGAAAAAGUGCAGGAGAACUGUAUAGACUUAGUUGGUCGUAUUGCCGACCGUGGGGCAGAGUAUGUGUCAGCCCGUGAGUGGAUGAGGAUAUGCUUUGAACUCCUGGAGUUACUGAAGGCUCACAAGAAAGCCAUCAGAAGAGCAACUGUCAACACAUUUGGUUACAUUGCAAAAGCCAUUGGUCCCCAUGAUGUGCUGGCUACUCUGUUGAACAACCUCAAAGUACAGGAGCGUCAGAACCGUGUGUGUACGACGGUUGCCAUUGCCAUAGUGGCCGAGACUUGUUCUCCCUUCACAGUGCUACCAGCCCUGAUGAAUGAGUACAGAGUCCCAGAAUUAAACGUACAGAACGGUGUCCUCAAAUCUUUGUCCUUCAUGUUUGAGUACAUUGGAGAGAUGGGCAAGGAUUACAUAUACUCUAUAGCUCCCCUACUGGAGGAUGCCAUGAUGGAUCGAGAUCUGGUGCACAGACAAACAUCAAUGGCCGCUAUACAACACAUGGCUCUGGGGGUGUACGGCUUUGGCUGCGAGGAUGCUCUCACACACUUACUCAAUUACGCAUGGCCCAACAUCUUUGAAACAUCUCCUCACGUUGUCCAAGCUUUUAUGGGGACUAUCGAGGGAAUGAGAGUGGGUCUGGGUCCAUCAAAAGUUUUACAAUACACAAUGCAGGGACUGUUCCAUCCUGCAAGAAAAGUCCGCGACGUGUACUGGAAAGUGUAUAACACUGUGUAUAUUGGUGCUCAGGACGGUAUGAUCCCUGCCUACCCACGUGUCCCCAAUGACGCCAAGAACCAUUAUAUCAGAUAUGAACUUGACUACAUUCUCUGAUCAUAGCACUAAUCAUGUAAAAUUCAUUAUAUUUCAUCAGGCAAUUGAAAGACACACCCAUUCGUGAGUUAAUAUAGAACAGUCAAUGUGACAGUUUCUGGUGUCGUACUGAUACACUAUGAGCUCUCUCAGUGGGACUGUAUUCACUAGUCUUUAUCAACUGCGUCUUAUGUACAAAAAUACGGAUCAAAUUUUUCAGGAUUUCUGCAUUAAAUUCAUUCAUUUGUAUUUGAAGUACAGUUUAAUACUGUCGCCUGCAAGACAGAAGACAUCUGAAAAAUAUUGCAGGAAUAUAUUGUACAAACAAAUUAAGACUACACUUGCAGUAAGCCGGUUGUCAUCUGCAGAAUGAAAAAUUUACAGAACAAUAAUGUAGCUUAAAUCUGCAAUUGCAGUUUAGCAGGUUGUCAUCUGCAAAACAGAAAAGUUUACAAAACAUGCUUUUGUUAAAAUGCCAUAACUACUGGUUUAUAUAAUCUUUGUUAAAGUUCACAAAUUUCACUCUCUUGAUAUUGAAUACAAGUAAGGUUCAGAGAUCCUUUUGGAAGUUUAAGUUCAUGCUGCAACAUGGCAGAAAGGACGAAACAUCAUUGGAACUCUCAUAAAAAGGUGAUGUCUUUUAGAAGCCUUGGAGCAGCAGUACAGUCAUACAUGAGACACAACGUGGUGAAGAGUGAGCUGUACAUAGGUGUGACAGUUUAAGAUUCUUGUGCUUGUACAUAGAAGUGAAGAUUGUGGUGUCCUGUGUUUUGGAACUGCUUGAUGUUGUGAGAUAGCGAUCAGCACUACAUAACUUUUAAUCAAAUAUCCAUAUUAAAGCAAACACUCACCAUCUGCAAGAGACUAUUUUUCUACACAUUUAAGCAAAACCAUUUGUAUGGCCCUCAAAUUUGCUAAUCUGAGCACUUGAUUCACUGUAUUUUUUCAUCAGAUGAAAGCAAUAUCUGUGAAAUGAAUUCCAGAAAUAAAAAAUGUGAAUUCAGGAUUUUUUUGUUUUUUAGAAAAGAAUUAGACAGUUAUUUUCUCCUUGUGAAACGUGAGUCUAUGAUGAUAGGUACCUUGUAAUGUAAGAUACAUGUGUUACAUGUGGACGUUGCUGUUAGCGUGUGGAUAUUGUUUAUAAUCAUGAUUCAAUAAAAGCAAUGCACAGGAAUUAA